Molecule: messenger RNA, 4166 nt
Organism: Diospyros lotus (date-plum)
Lineage: Eukaryota; Viridiplantae; Streptophyta; Magnoliopsida; Ericales; Ebenaceae
Exons: 28
Coding region: 113-3736 (1207 amino acids)
Cellular component (GO): mitochondrial outer membrane
Molecular function (GO): ATP binding; ATP hydrolysis activity; protein binding
Source: RefSeq, a predicted model, not a curated record
AAAUAUAAUAUCCUCUAUUGUCUCUCAAUAUCGCUCUCUUUCGCAUAGUUUCUCUCUCUAGACUCGAAGAGAGAGAGAGAGAGAGGUCGAAGGGAGGAACGAAGCAGAAGAAAUGGUUUCGACCAGGCGCAGUGGAUCUCUUCCCGGAAACAACGGCAAGAGAUCGUCGUCCUCUGAAGAUAAGCCUGCGUCGCCGAAGCGGCAGAAGGUCGAAAAUGGCGGUGCGUCGGAGAAAUCGACGCCGGCGGAGAAUUCGAAGGAGCCUUGCUCGCCGGCGGCGGCGGAUCCGCCGGAAUGCGGGGGUAUCGAUCAGGCGACGGUUGGUGGUGAGGGUGGGAGCACCGGGAAAGGUGAGGCGGCUCAAGCGGUUGCUGUGGCGACACCGAUCGCUGAUGGGUCUUCGCCGGCUGUGGUGGAUAAACCAAGGAGUUCUAUCCCUCCGUGGACUACUUUCAAGCAUGGCACUUUUGAAACUGCAACACCAUGGUGUAGGCUUUUAUCGCAGUCUGCACAGAAUUCAAAUGUUUCGAUUUGCAAUUCAUAUUUCACAGUUGGUUCAAGCAGACACAACUGUCUUAUGUUGAAAGAACAAACUAUUGGUUCGAAUUUGUGUGUGAUCAAGCACGCACAGAGUGAAGGCACUACUAUUGCCGUGCUUGAAAGCAAGGUAAAUAAGGGAGUGCAAGUAAAUGGGAAGGUUCUCAAGAGGGGUAGCUUCGUAGCCUUGAAUUCUGGUGAUGAGGUGCUUUUUGGUCUUCUGGGGAACCAUGCUUAUAUUUUUCUGCAACUAGUGACUGAGAUGGUUUUCAAGACCCCCUCUUCUGUAGGUGGCGUAGAGGCUCAGAGUAGUGUAAGUAAGGUGCUACAUGUUGAAAAGAGGACGGGGGAUCCUUCAGCUGUUGCUGGGGCUUCCAUUUUGGCCUCUCUUUCUAGUUUGCGGCAAGAUUUAUCACGGAUGAAGCCUAGUUCUUAUGCCAGUGGUAAAACACAGCAAGGAUCUGAGCUGCCCCCUCUCCCUACCAUUCAUGACAGUAUGGAGGUUGACCUUGAUCUGGAAGUCAAUUCAACAACAAAUACUGGGAAUGAUAAAGCUGCUGAAGCUGCAGUGACCAGCAAGAUCAUUUCUUUUGACAUCAACCCAGACUCUGGCAUAGAGGCAGUUAAUGUAAUUGAAGAAAGAAAUGAGUGGACCAGGGAUUCACUGCCAGCAUCAACGUCAGGGAUAUCUCCUAGAUGUGCAGUAUUCAAAGAAGACAUCCAUGCGGGGGUUCUUGAUGGAAAGGACAUGGAAGUGUCAUUUGACAAUUUCCCAUAUUAUCUAAGUGAAAACACAAAAAAUGUGUUAAUCUCAGCUGCAUAUAUACACUUGAAACACAAAGAACAAGUUAAAUAUACUUCUGAACUUCCUACAGUGAACCCAAGGAUUUUGCUUUCUGGUCCAGCAGGGUCAGAGAUAUAUCAAGAGAUGCUAGCAAAGGCACUAGCAAGAUUCUUCGGGGCUAAAUUGCUUAUUUUUGAUUGCCAUUCGUUUUUGGGUGGUUUAUCCGCAAAGGAAGCAGAGCUACUGAAGGAGGGAUGUACUACAGAAAAACCCUUCAAUAUAAACAAGCGAAGUGCUGGAGUCACUGACAGUGCUAUGGGCAUGGGACCGGCAGCAACUGAAUCAGAUACACCUAGCUCUUCCAAUGUUCCUUCUCCUUGUGGGCAUGAGUCACAACCAAAAAUGGAGAAUGAUGGUGUACCCUCUUCUUCUGGAACAUCUAAAUCUCCUUUGUUUAAAGCAGGCGACAAAGUAAGAUUUAUCGGUGCUACUUCUGGCAGCUUAUAUUCAACAUCGCCACCUUCGAGGGGACCAACAUAUGGAUUUCGUGGGAAGGUUCUACUACCAUUUGAAGAUAAUCCUACAUCAAAAAUUGGUGUAAGAUUUGAUAAACCCAUACCUGAUGGGGUUGAUCUUGGAGGUCUGUGUGAGGCAUGUCAUGGGUUCUUUUGCAAUGUUAAUGAUCUUCGUUUAGAAUCUACGGGGGUGGAAGAUCUUGACAAGUUACUCAUUAAUACAUUAUUCGAGGCUGUACAUUGUGAAAGCAGAAAUUCUCCUUUCAUUUUGUUUAUGAAAGAUCCUGAGAAAUCUAUUGUUGGAAACCCAGAAUCGUACUCAACAUUUAAAAGCAAGCUUGAGAAUCUUUCUGAUAACAUCAUCGUCAUUGGUUCGCACACUCAGACUGACAACCGCAAAGAAAAGUCACACCCUGGUGGCUUGCUUUUCACCAAAUUUGGCAGCAACCAAACUGCUCUCCUUGACUUGGCUUUUCCGGAUAGUUUUGGGAGAUUGCAUGAGAGAGGGAAAGAGGUUCCCAAGGCAACAAAACUCUUGACAAAACUUUUCCCUAAUAAAGUGGCCAUUCACAUGCCUCAGGAUGAGGCACUUCUUGUAAGCUGGAAGCAUCAAUUGGAUAGAGAUGCCGAGACCCUUAAAAUGAAGGGAAAUCUGAAUUACCUGCGCACUGUAUUGAAUCGGAUUGGGUUGGAGUGUGAUGGACUUGAGACAUUGUGCAUCAAGGAUCAAACACUUACAAAUGAAACUGCUGAGAAGGUAGUUGGGUGGGCUUUGAGCCAUCAUUUAAUGCAGAACCCUGAAGCUGACACCAAUGCAAGGCUUGGUUUAUCCAGUGAGAGCAUCCAGUAUGGGAUUGGCAUUUUACAGGCCAUCCAGAAUGAAUCCAAGAGCUUGAAGAAGUCUCUAAAGGACGUUGUAACAGAAAAUGAAUUUGAGAAAAGGCUUCUAGCUGAUGUUAUCCCACCCAGUGACAUUGGAGUCACAUUUGAUGAUAUUGGGGCUCUUGAAAAUGUCAAGGAUACAUUGAAGGAGCUGGUGAUGCUUCCCUUACAGAGGCCCGAGCUUUUCUGCAAGGGUCAAUUGACCAAGCCUUGCAAAGGUAUUCUUCUAUUUGGUCCCCCUGGAACAGGAAAGACCAUGCUUGCAAAGGCUGUGGCAACUGAAGCUGGUGCGAACUUCAUCAAUAUUUCCAUGUCAAGCAUCACAUCCAAGUGGUUUGGAGAGGGUGAAAAAUAUGUGAAAGCUGUCUUUUCUCUAGCUAGUAAAAUUGCCCCUAGUGUCAUAUUUGUCGAUGAAGUUGAUAGCAUGUUGGGCCGGAGGGAAAAUCCAGGGGAACAUGAAGCCAUGCGUAAGAUGAAAAAUGAAUUUAUGGUGAACUGGGAUGGCUUGCGAACGAAAGAUACCGAAAGAGUUCUGGUACUUGCUGCUACAAACAGACCAUUUGACCUUGAUGAGGCUGUUAUCAGAAGGCUGCCACGGAGGUUGAUGGUCAACCUGCCAGACGCUCCAAAUAGAGCAAAGAUCUUGAAGGUGAUCCUAGCAAAAGAGGACUUAUCUCCUGAUGUUGAUUUGGAUUCAGUUGCAAGUAUGACAGAUGGGUAUUCUGGGAGUGACCUUAAGAACCUAUGUGUAACUGCUGCACAUUGCCCAAUAAGGGAGAUUUUGGAAAAGGAAAAGAAGGAGCGAGCUGCAGCACUAGCAGAAGGUAAAACCGCUCCAGCUUUGAGUGGGAGUGCCGAUAUCCGGCCUUUAAACAUGGACGACUUCAAAUAUGCUCAUGAACGGGUUUGUGCAAGUGUUUCGUCCGAGUCUGUGAACAUGACUGAGCUCCAACAGUGGAAUGAACUCUAUGGCGAAGGGGGCUCGAGAAGGAAGAAAGCUCUGAGCUACUUCAUGUGAAGGCUUGUCAUCUGUACAAAUGGUUGUUUUGACUUAGUUCUGUAAGUUGCUGCUCUCUCAGGGCUGCCGAGAAGCCAUUUUGUUCUGUAUUUUGAGGUAUAGGUUCGUAAGUUAUAUCGCUAGUUUCGGAAUGGUUGGUAUGAAGGUGGUGUAUCCUUGAAUUUUUUUUUUUUUUUUUGGUCAAACUUUGCUGCCCUUUUGUUUUUGUUACUCCAUUCUCCUUUGCUAUCAACAUGAAGAGAGAGGACUGAAAUUCUGGUUUAUAAUCUCAAAGAGGAAAAGAAUUCUAGUGCACAUGUAUUUUUUUCUUAGAAUCAAAGCAAUAAGUAUGAUUUUGGAUUGUCAACUUCAUACUGUCGCUCGUUUGGAAUCGCUUUCUGAUUGUAUUUAGCUGAAGUAUAUUCAAUUCUAUUUCUUUCCUUCCUUUUUU